Molecule: messenger RNA, 1616 nt
Organism: Orcinus orca (killer whale)
Lineage: Eukaryota; Metazoa; Chordata; Mammalia; Artiodactyla; Delphinidae
Product: translation initiation factor IF-2-like
Exons: 3
Coding region: 1-702 (233 amino acids)
Source: RefSeq, a predicted model, not a curated record
AUGGGCCGAGUGAGCCUGGCGGCGGAGAGAGCGGCGCGCGGAGCUGAGCGCCCAGGGCUGCGCUUCUCUGGCCGGCGGGGCGGCGCCGUGGGCGGGACGCCUCGGGCUCCUCGACGCCGCCGGCGGCCCAGCUCCGCCCCGGGCCUCCCCGCCCAGCGCCCCGGUAGUGCGCCCCGGGCGCAGCGCCCACCCGGCCGGUCGCAGCCGGCACGCUGCCCUCGCGGCUGCUCGCCGCGCUCUGCCUGGCCGAGCGGCUCGGGGCCGCCUGCGGCUGCCAGCUGCCUUCGAGUGGAGACCCCUGGACGAGGGCUGCGGCGCCCAGCUGACCGAGAGCAUCUCGUACGCCAAGGUGCUGGCGCUGCACCAGGAGGUGCACGGCCUAUACAGCUCCUGCCCCGGCAGUACGAGGCCGGCAAGGCGGGGCGCCUCUACCGGGCCGAGGUCAAGCUGCUGUGGACCAGGCGUGGGGCAGCGUGCCCGAGGUGCCCGUGGGCUCCAGGCUCCACCUCAGCGGCCUGGGCUACUUCUCCUGUCACUCCCACACCGUGGUCUAGGAUUACUCCUGUUUCUUCUUCCUCAGGAUGGAUGAAAAUUAUAACCUCUUGCCUCAUGGAGUCAAUUUCCAACAUGCCAUCUUUCCAGACACUCAAGAGAAGAGAAGGAUGUUUUCCCAGUGGCAGCAAUGGUGACUUUUUCCAGUGACCGGGAGAUCCAAGAAGACAAUUGACAGUUCUGGGUGUACUCUGAUGCUUUCGCAAAAAUGUUCCUAUAAAAGGGUUUCAUCUUCAAGGAAUUCAUGGAAAAGACUCAGACAAGUACAGGUUUCUGGUAACUGACUAUACUGCUGAACUGAAUGAAUAAGCAUUUUCAGAACUAAUGGAAAAGUGAUGAAUUCAUAAAAGUGCUAACAAAAGGUCAAGAUGAAAAAAAUUAAUUACAUGGGACUGAGUGAACUGAUGAGGAUGAUUUAUAAUUUUUGUGACUUUCUGUUUGAAUUAAAAAAAAAAAUCCCACAAGGACUCAGAGGCAAAAAUAUAUACAAAUCAAUUUUCACUGCAAAGUAAAGGAGCUGUUACCGUGGAGGAUUCCUGGACUGAAUGUCACUAUUAUGACAUAGUGUGAGUGUGUUUCGUGUUUGGUCAUUGCAAUCAUGGUUGCUUUUGUUGUGGUCAUCCGUUUACGAUGCUUGGUGUCAGUCUAUUUAUCUCUUGUAAAAAUAAAAUACAGUGUGUAUGUGAGUUGUGGAAAGAAAAAAGAUUGUAUAUGCCUAAAUUACAUGUUUUAGACCCUUCAAAGAAAGGAUGAAUUAAUAUUUGCUUUUUUUUUCCCUGGUAAAAACUAUUCAUUGAGCGAACAUCUAAAAAAAUAAUUUCAAUAUUACCAUAAAUUUGAAGUGGAAAAUGUUUUUCUAUAAAGGAGUUUGUAUAAAUUACUUAAAAAGUAAACUGGAGCUCAACUAAAGAGUAUUGUAGGAGGGAAAGUGGUCUCUUCAUGAACAGAAACUAAAUGUUUUCAUAAAGUGGUGCAGUUAUUGUGACAGCACAAAUUGUAUUAAUAACUAGUUGGGAACUGAAAUAAAAUGUUACUAAGUUUCAAAAAAAAAAAACUAUCAAAGC